GAUUGCACUGACACUGAACCAUUUCGCACCGCUUUGUUAGGCUCUAUCUUUUUUUUCCAACUUUCCACGUUAAACCCUUUCAUUUCUUUGCUGCACUCAAACCCUGCACGAAUCAGAAGCCACAGUGAUUCAUCAACCAAGCUACCAUGUCAGACGAUGAGAGAGAGGAGAAGGAGUUGGAUCUCACUUCUCCUGAAGUCGUCACCAAGUACAAGAGUGCAGCUGAGAUUGUUAACAAGGCUUUGCAGUUAGUUAUUUCAGAAUGUAAACCGAAGGCUAAGAUUGUAGACAUUUGCGAGAAAGGGGAUUCAUAUAUUAGAGAGCAAACUGGUAACAUGUACAAGAAUGUGAAGAGGAAGAUUGAGAGAGGUGUUGCCUUCCCAACAUGCUUGUCUGUAAACAACACUGUAUGUCACUUCUCUCCUCUCGCCAGUGAUGAAACAGUGUUGGAAGAAGGUGAUAUACUGAAAAUUGAUAUGGCUUGUCAUAUAGAUGGGUUCAUUGCUGCUGUGGCGCACACACAUGUUCUUCAGGAGGGGCCAGUUACAGGACGGACAGCUGAUGUCAUUGCAGCAGCAAACACUGCUGCUGAAGUGGCCUUGAGGCUUGUAAGGCCAGGAAGGAAGAACAAGGAUGUAACUGAUGCAAUUCAGAAGGUUGCUGCUGCCUAUGAUUGUAAAAUUUUGGAGGGUGUUCUUAGCCACCAAAUGAAGCAGUUUGUGAUUGAUGGGAAUAAGGUUGUUCUAAGUGUUUCUAAUCCAGAUACAAAAGUUGAUGAUGCAGAGUUCGAGGAGAAUGAAGUUUAUUCAAUUGAUAUUGUGGCAAGCACUGGGGAAGGCAAGCCUAAGCUGUUGGAUGAGAAGCAGACAACUAUUUAUAAGAGGGCUGUUGACAAGAGCUAUCACUUGAAGAUGAAAGCAUCUCGGUUCAUUUUCAGUGAAAUAAGUCAAAAAUUUCCAAUCAUGCCAUUCUCUGCUAGGGCUUUGGAAGAGAAAAGAGCUCGUCUUGGUUUAGUGGAAUGUGUGAAUCAUGAGCUCCUGCAACCUUACCCUGUCCUGCAUGAAAAGCCUGGUGAUUAUGUUGCACACAUCAAAUUCACAGUUUUGCUAAUGCCAAAUGGAUCAGAUCGUGUCACAUCUCACCCACUUCAGGAAUUGCAGCCUACCAGAACAAUAGAUGAUCCUGAUAUUAAGGCUUGGCUAGCAUUGGGCACAAAGACAAAGAAGAAGGGUGGUGGAAAAAAGAAGAAAGGUAAGAAGGGGGCUGAAGCUGAGCCCAUGGAGGCAACAAAUGGGGCCACAACAACAACCGAAGAUCAAGAGCAAGAGCAAGAUUGAAUCCCCCGAAAAAAUAUCUCUUUUGAUUUCUCUUUUGAUCUCUUUCAAUUUUGUUACAUUUUUCAUUAGGUUGUAUGUGCUUGAAUGUGAAUUUAGUAUAACUUUCGGACACCCAAUGAUAAUGGGAAUUUCCUUGUACACGUUGAAGUAGUCUUUGACCUGAAUGCUCUACGCCUGAUUAAAGCAUAUAUGCCUGUUUUGUUGAGGGUAUUAUUUGAAAACACCAGUUUAUGUUCGGAAAUGUCUGUUCUUUACCUCGCUUUUGA
Gastrolobium bilobum is the source of this 1603-nucleotide messenger RNA. RefSeq names its product ERBB-3 BINDING PROTEIN 1-like. The coding region runs from base 147 to 1337 and encodes 396 amino acids. NCBI's taxonomy places the organism in Eukaryota, Viridiplantae, Streptophyta, Magnoliopsida, Fabales, Fabaceae. The transcript is spliced from 10 exons. The record is from RefSeq and is a predicted model, not a curated record.